This is a messenger RNA of Phascolarctos cinereus (koala), 1818 nucleotides long. It is a transcript of the gene RNFT2, whose product is annotated as ring finger protein, transmembrane 2. Lineage: Eukaryota; Metazoa; Chordata; Mammalia; Diprotodontia; Phascolarctidae. Gene Ontology annotation, biological process: positive regulation of ERAD pathway. Gene Ontology annotation, molecular function: ubiquitin protein ligase activity. The record is from RefSeq and is a predicted model, not a curated record.
GGGGGUUCGAUUGCGGGAGGCAGGAGGAGGCUUUGAGGCGGUCCUAGCGCCCACGGCUCAAACCAAUCUCCAACCCGGGGGAGGAAUGGACGGGGGAGAGGUUGGGAGGAAGAAGUCGGAAGUCACGUGGACGCCUUGCGGCCCAGUUGAUUGGCUUGGCAGGACAUGAAUGAUGCAGCUGUGAUUGCAGCAUCUCGUGCAAACUCGCCUGACCAUUGCGUGCUCCCAGAGAAGAAGGAAAGGAGGAAGGGAAGGUCUGCUCUUGCUGGGAUCCACCAGUCCUCCCUGUCACGAUUCCUGGGACUUUGUCUGCAGGGGUGAACACCCCACUGGUCCUGAAUGCCAACUUCAGGUCCCACCAUCAUGGGGCUCUAAAGUCCAUGUGGCUCUCAACUCUGAACCAGGUGUUAAGAAAGAUGCAGAGGCGGCACAGCAGCAACACGGACAGCGCUCCCCCCGAAAGAAACCGAAGCCAGACCCUCAGCUCUGAGACCAGUGUGGACGAAACUGGUGUCUUUGAAGGUUUGAAGCUCGAAGAUAACUCCUCUCCACCCAUCUUCUCCGGAUUAGCGGGUCUGCAGCCAGGUACCCUUACAGCCACCCCAUUCCAGUCAGGCUUGGUUCUGGGCUCAUCCCCUGGAGGUGGGGAGGUGUUCAUACAGAUGCCAGCCCCCCGAGAAGAAGGCACCAGCCGGGGAGAGAGCGGGACCUUUCAUCACCGACCAGCCUCCCACCACUUCCACCACGGCCACCACCGAGGAAGCUCCCUGCUGCAUGUGGGUGGUGACCGGCACGGGCAUGGAGAAGAAGGUGGCGAAGAUCAGCCGGGGACGCCGGCCCCAGCCCUCUCAGAACUCAAGGCCGUGAUGUGCUGGCUGCAGAAAGGACUCCCUUUCAUCUUAAUCCUCUUGGCCAAACUGUGCUUCCAACAUAAGCUGGGCAUUGCCGUGUGCAUUGGGAUGGCCAGCACGUUCGCCUAUGCCAACUCCACCCUCCGUGAGCAGGUGUCUCUAAAGGAAAAGAGAUCAGUCCUGGUCAUCUUCUGGAUUUUGGCCUUCCUGGUGGGGAAUACCCUUUAUGUACUGUAUACAUUUAGCUCCCAGCAGCUGUACAACAGCCUCAUCUUCCUGAAACCCAACCUGGACAGCCUGGAUUUCUUUGACCUGCUGUGGAUCGUGGGAAUCGCUGACUUCAUGCUGAAAUACGUCACCAUCGCACUCAAGUGUCUCGUAGUGGCCCUGCCCAAGAUCAUCCUGGCUGUCAAGUCCAAGGGCAAGUUCUAUCUGGUGAUUGAAGAGCUGAGCCAGCUGUUCCGGUCACUCGUUCCCAUCCAGCUGUGGUACAAAUACAUCAUGGGAGAUGACCCCUCCAAUAGCUAUUUCCUGGGAGGGGUCCUCAUCAUCCUUUACAGCCUUUGCAAGUCAUUUGACAUCUGUGGCCGGCUGGGCGGAGUAAGGAAGGCCCUGAAGCUUCUCUGCACCCCUCAGAACUAUGGAGUUCGGGCUACAAGCCAGCAAUGUUCUGAGGCUGGUGAGAUCUGUGCCAUUUGCCAAGCUGAGUUCCGGGAGCCUCUGGUCCUGAUGUGCCAGCAUGUCUUCUGUGAGGAGUGUCUCUGCCUUUGGUUCGACCGGGAGAGGACCUGCCCUCUCUGCCUCGUUGCCGUGGAAACCCUGCGAUGCUGGAAGGAUGGUACCACCUCUGCCCAUUUCCAGGUGUAUUAGGUCAAAAGGCUCUCAUGGUGGAAGAGUGGAAGAGAUUUUGGGAAAGAUCCCCGGAUCUCCAUCACACAUCAGUCUCAUCCCAACGUGGCAUCCUGUC